Pneumocystis jirovecii RU7 is the source of this 1164-nucleotide messenger RNA. RefSeq lists its product as uncharacterized. NCBI's taxonomy places the organism in Eukaryota, Fungi, Ascomycota, Pneumocystomycetes, Pneumocystales, Pneumocystaceae. Gene Ontology annotation, biological process: negative regulation of transcription by RNA polymerase II. Bases 1 to 1164 code for a protein of 387 amino acids. The transcript is spliced from 8 exons. Gene Ontology annotation, cellular component: ESC/E(Z) complex. Gene Ontology annotation, molecular function: nucleosome binding; protein binding. The record is from RefSeq and is a predicted model, not a curated record.
AUGAAACAAUUCAGUAUUCAAUCGUAUAUUUAUAUUAAGAAUAAUACAUCUUUUUUUGAUAUUAAAUUUUUUCCACAGAAAAACAGACAAAAUGAAGAUAUUUUUGCAAUUACAGGAAACAGAACAGUUGUCAUAGCAAAAACAGACGGAAAUCAGAUAUCUAUUUUAUCUACAUAUUAUGAUUUAAAUGAAAAAGAAAAUUUAUGUUGUUGCACAUGGUCUAUAGAAAAAAAUACAAACAAGCCUUUACUAUGCGUAGCAGGUGCAUCUGGCGUAAUCAAAGUAAUAGAUAUAUAUUCUGGCAAAAUAUUAAAGUCAUUAAAAGGACAUGGUGAUGAAAUUUUAGAUAUUAAGGUAUCUCCAGUAAAUUCAUCAGUCAUUGCAACUGCAUCUUUUGAUCACACUGUACGCAUAUGGUCACUCAUGGAAGAGAAUACUAUUCAACCUACAUUGGUAUUGUGUGGAGGAGAAGGAGGACAUGAAGAACGUGUUUUAACUAUUGCAUUUCACCAUUCAGCACAAUACAUAGUUUCUGGAGGAAUGGAUAACUCUGUAAGAAUGUGGGCAAUCCCCAAUUUUUCAGAAACAAAUACGUCAAAAAUAUCUUAUAAAAGUAAGGAUAAUAUGAUUUCUUUACCAUAUCCACAUUUUUCUACUACAGCAAUACAUACAAAUUACGUAGACUGUGUAGAAUUUUAUGGGGAUCUUAUUUUUUCCAAGUCAGCAGAAGAAGGCAGAAUUAUCCUUUGGAAAAUUCUCGGAUUUGAUAGCAAUAAAGAUCCGCCUCCUCUAGAAUACGCACCAACAGCUCAUGAGUGGUCAGAAACAAGAAGUUCGUUUGGAAAUGGACUUCAAAAGCUAUUACAAUUUAUGGUUUUGGAUUGCAAUCCAUGGUACAUGCGAUUUGCCAUAUGGAAUUCAUAUAUAGGAGGUCAUUUUCAAACAUUUUUAGCAAUUGGAAAUCUUAAAGCAAAAAUAUUUAUAUGGGACAUAUCAGAAAAUCUUAAAUACAAGGACGCUUAUACACUUAUUAAACCUCAUAUUAUAUUAGCUAUUCCCAAAAACUCUAUAACUGUUCGACAACUCUCAAUCAAUCAAGAUGGAACUUGUUUAAUAGCAGUCGGAAGCAUGGGGUUAAUUGCCUUAUUUAAAAUUCAGGAAUAA